CAUCCGGGCGGGGCGCCCCCGUGUUUCCGGCGGGGCGGGGGGUUGCGUAGCAGCGCCGGGGCCGGGCGGGGGCCGGGGAGGCUGCGGCCGCCUCUGAGCCCUGCAGGGUCCCGGAGCAGCCCGAGGAGCCGGGGCUCGGCGCGAUCAAGCCCCUUUGUGACCUCCUGACUAUUCCUGUGGCAACAGGUCUUGGUCACAGGGAAGAAUGACGUUUUAAUCCGAACGAGGAGGAAGGGAAAAGAUGGGCCACUGGGAGCAGCUGCUUAAAAAGAGCAAUCAAAACCCACUCCUGUGUCUUUGCCAGAUUGGGAGGAAUUCUGCCACUGAAGGAGGCAGCACUUCUGGUCUGUGUGUUCAGUGCCCAAACAUCCUGAUUAAGCAUAUUUUCCCACUCGAGCAGAAAUGCUUUAUGGGGUUCUGGCGACGGUGAUGAGCAAUGGGGUAUGAUGUAGCCCGCUUUCAGGGGGAUGUUGAUGAAGACCUUAUAUGCCCCAUCUGCAGUGGGGUCCUGGAGGAGCCGGUGCAGGCUCCGCAUUGUGAGCACGCCUUCUGCAACGCCUGCAUCACCCAGUGGUUCUCCCAGCAGCAGACCUGCCCCGUGGACCGCAGCGUCGUCACUGUGGCCCACCUCCGCCCCGUCCCUCGGAUCAUGCGGAACAUGCUCUCCAAGCUGCAGAUCACGUGCGACAACGCUGUUUUCGGCUGCACAGCGGUCGUGCGACUCGACAACCUGAUGUCUCACCUCAGUGACUGCGAACAUAACCCAAAGCGGCCGGUGACGUGCGAGCAAGGAUGCGGCUUGGAAAUGCCUAAAGAUGAGCUGCCGAAUCACAAUUGCAUCAAGCACUUAAGGUCAGUGGUGCAGCAGCAGCAGACGAGAAUUGCUGAGCUGGAGAAGACUUCAGCGGAGCACAAGCAUCAGCUAGCCGAGCAGAAACGGGACAUCCAGCUGCUGAAGGCCUACAUGCGAGCCAUCCGCAGCGUCAACCCCAACCUGCAGAACCUGGAAGAGACCAUUGAAUACAAUGAAAUCCUAGAGUGGGUGAACUCCUUGCAGCCUGCCCGGGUGACGCGAUGGGGCGGGAUGAUCUCCACGCCGGACGCUGUGCUCCAGGCGGUCAUCAAGCGCUCGCUGGUGGAAAGCGGGUGCCCCACAUCCAUCAUCAACGAGCUGAUCGAGAACGCCCACGAGCGGAACUGGCCGCAGGGCCUGGCCACCCUGGAAACCCGCCAGAUGAACCGGCGCUAUUACGAGAACUAUGUGGCCAAGCGCAUCCCCGGCAAGCAGGCCGUGGUGGUGAUGGCCUGCGAGAACCAGCACAUGGGGGAGGACAUGGUGCUCGAGCCGGGGCUGGUGAUGAUAUUUGCACACGGAGUGGAGGAGAUCUAAAGACUUUUAAAGAGAGAGAAACAUUUUGUGCUUGAAAAAAAAAUAACUUGUCUAAGCCGCUGACAUCUUCUCCCCACCCCCGUCAGUCACAGCAUUAUAUCAGGGCAUUAUUCCUCCAAGCGUGUGGCUCGUAAUUUAAAAAGCGAUUAAAGGCCUCUGGCAAACGCUCCCUCGUCGCGCUGGGCAGUCACCCAGCAUCAAAUGCAAAAUGCGGUUUGCCUCUUGCAGCAGAUCCGCCUCCCAGUCCGGUGUCCGUGUGGCUUCUAACUGGCUUUGAAAAGCACACAGCCCCUUGAAACACUGCGGGCUUUAGAGCAGGCCUGCUAGGGCCUGAAUGCUGACACCUCUGCCGUCGUCCUGGCAUCCUGGCGUAGUCCAAACCAAACGGGCCAGCGGAUCUCGGCAUAGUGCUGCCCUGGGGUGACCCAACCGCACGGUGUUCACAUCUGUUCCAAAGCUUUAUUUUCCCCCCACCCCCCAUACCAGUUUCUUUCCUAACUCUGAGGCACCUGUGUGAAAGCCACAGCUCUCCAGCCGGCUCACACAUGCAUGUGUGGUGUGCAGGACUGCAAAGGCAGGUCUCGCUUUGCAGCCUGAGGUGGGAAGGGGGAUCCUGCUCAGAUACGCUGACGGUUCAGCCGGGGGGGCUAAGCCGCAGACACGAGCGAUGCCAAAUAACUGCCCCCCCUCUCCCCACAAACAAGUAGUGAGUUCAACAUAACGGUAUUUUGCAGCCAAACAGCUGAGCCGUCGAGCAAAUGCGCUCUGGAGCUUGGCCAUGUGGCCUUAUGCUGUGUUGGGGAGAAACCCGGCUUUAAGGGGGAAUUCGAAGUGGAACUAAACUCCUUCCUUGGACAGCCCUCCUGCUCUGAGCCUACCGGACACUCUGAGUAAGGAGAUGGACUCCAGAAGCCUGUAAUGUGGACAGCCUCUCUACCUGCCAUUGAAGGUAGAGAGCCUCCACUUCUUGCCCAGAACCUAGAUUCAGCUGUCCUGUUUGUGUGUGCGUUGAACAGUCUACAAAGAGCUUUAUGUAUUUUUUCCAGACACUUGUGAUUGUGAUUCGGUUUUUUUGUACCUUUUUUGCUUUAUUUGUAUUUUCCCUUUAUUUUAUUUUUUAAAUACAGUGGCCAGAAAUGCUGCCAGGUUCAAUUAAUUUUAUUUGUCGGGAAUUUAAUUUAUUUGCAUUUGUGGGAUUUUUUGUAGGGGGUGGGGGUGGGAUUUUUUUGGUUUUUGUUCCUUUCUUUCGGUGUUUUGUCUUGCCUGGAGACUUUGUUUCCUCUUUAGUUCAUUGUUUUGUGCCCAAAGUGGCUGCGUGUGGGACAGGGAGUGAAUUGUCAAUAAAUAAGAGGUUCUGAUUGCUUUAAACCAGACCUUGACACUACCAUC
Dermochelys coriacea (leatherback sea turtle) is the source of this 2779-nucleotide messenger RNA. It is a transcript of the gene RNF41, whose product is annotated as ring finger protein 41. Gene Ontology annotation, cellular component: plasma membrane signaling receptor complex. The transcript is spliced from 8 exons. Gene Ontology annotation, molecular function: zinc ion binding; ubiquitin protein ligase activity. NCBI's taxonomy places the organism in Eukaryota, Metazoa, Chordata, Testudines, Dermochelyidae. Gene Ontology annotation, biological process: protein K63-linked ubiquitination; tumor necrosis factor-mediated signaling pathway; positive regulation of JNK cascade. The record is from RefSeq and is a predicted model, not a curated record. The coding region runs from base 437 to 1390 and encodes 317 amino acids.